CUGAUUGAAACUACAACCACGAAAUCAGGAUUUCGAUUACCAGAAGACUUGGACUACACUCAAAAAACAGGAGGGUUGUUACAUGGAAAUACACGUAAUUUCAAGACAUUUGAAAACGAAAGGGAGGUAUUUUUUUGCCCGGCGAUGAACUCGAGUACCCAAAAAGAAGAAAAUAAAAAAGCAAGAGAAGAGUUGAAAAGAACUCGUAGUUUGAAUCCUGAAGUUGGCAAAACCCUUGAAAAUGAAAUGUUGAAACGAACUUAUAGUUUGGGCCAUGAAGUGAGUAAAGUAUGUACCGUGGAAGUAUCACCAAGUCGGGGUAGUAAGAUACUAGUGGAAAACACCAUAUUUCCACGAUGUGAUACCGAAUCAGAACCUGUAAUAUGGACAGUUGACGACAAUAACGGACAAAAUUCCGAUAAAGAUGAAUCGUCUGUGAGGAAAUAUACGUUUGGGUAUAAAAUUUGUACGGGAAAUGUCGCGCCGAAAAAUGGAAAAUCAUCGCGCAAAAUACACGCAGAAGAAUCAAUACAAAAAAGCAAACAAGAACUCCCAUUAGGAAUGUACGAUUUUAUUUACGUUAGUCAAGACAAACAGGUAUUAUUCACAACGCACAAAAUCAUUUCGCGUGCCUUAUUAUUCUCUAAGCAGCUGGAAGAUGAGCGAAAAUUAGUUUACAAAGAUGAUACCUAUGGUUAUGACUUUUUUGGUGAAGAUUUUUCAACACGAAAAGACCUAUUUGAUCAGAUAACAAAAAAAUCUGAAUACAAACUUCAAUGGCUAAUCCCAGCUAAUGAUUUCCCAUUUGCUUUAUGGAGAAAGACCACCUACCAUUAUCUCAACAUAGAUCUAAUGCACAGGAAAUUAAUAGCAUUAUGGGAUCAUAUUGGAGAUAAAAUACGAAAUGAUAUCCAAUACUUGCCAGGAGAAUUGAAAAUAUACACAGGUGCUUUCAAAAUGCCUAAGCUGGAGAAUUUAGCCAAUCAGCUACCUGUGAAAAAGUUUUUUGAAUACGAAAUACCGCACUUCUGGAUAAAAUUUCUGCACAACAGAACACGUGAGAAACCCGCCACAGACAUACAAAUUGUAGAAGAUCAAGCAGUCACACGAAAAAAACCACAAUCAGCGCAUAGCGCAUUAGUUAUUAUUGCAAAUAACUACUUGGAUGAAAACGUCUCGGUAUUUAUAGAAAAGUACCUUUGCCCAACUAAUUAUUGUGAACGUUUCGCAAAAAUGAAGGCCCCUGAAGUUUACAAGUACGUUCGCUGUUGUGAGGCAACGGAAGGUACUUCGAUAUUUCUACAUCUGCGACAAAUAUAUGAAGAGCUGCUAAUUAUCAGAGAUUUAACCGAAGCUCGGCGUAACAUCAAGUAA
Messenger RNA from Planococcus citri (citrus mealybug), 1374 nucleotides. RefSeq lists its product as uncharacterized. The record is from RefSeq and is a predicted model, not a curated record. Bases 145 to 1374 code for a protein of 409 amino acids. Lineage: Eukaryota; Metazoa; Arthropoda; Insecta; Hemiptera; Pseudococcidae. The transcript is spliced from 5 exons.